Molecule: messenger RNA, 812 nt
Organism: Budorcas taxicolor (takin)
Lineage: Eukaryota; Metazoa; Chordata; Mammalia; Artiodactyla; Bovidae
Gene: MRPL55
Product: mitochondrial ribosomal protein L55
Exons: 4
Coding region: 267-689 (140 amino acids)
Biological process (GO): translation
Cellular component (GO): mitochondrial large ribosomal subunit
Molecular function (GO): structural constituent of ribosome
Source: RefSeq, a predicted model, not a curated record
GCCGCGCCAGGCCCGCCUGAGCCCCGGGCAAGCAAGUCAGAGCUGCGCCGGCCUCGCCGCGCCUUGGAAGGCCGUACGUCAGCGCCGCGACACCCUGCGCCCGCGGAUGACGUCGGGGCGAAGCCACACGAGGAGUGAAAACUGAGUUUCCCUUGGCUGUGUACUCACUUCUGGCCAGUCCAGUACCCGCUGGCCUGUGGCGGCCGAGCCGCUGGUCCUCGAGGUCGCUCCGGAGCCGGUGAGGCAGUUGCACACUGAGCCAGUGAAUGACCCUAGGCCUGCAGGUGCUGCAGGGGCUCUCAGGAGGAAUGGCGGCCAAGGGCAGCCUGCUUCGCCUGCUCUGGCAGCGUGGGAUGACAAGGGCUGCCCCUGAGAGCUGCCGCCACCUAUAUACAUCCUCUUGGCGGGCUGACUGCAACAGAGCCUCGCUCACUCGAGUGCACCGGCAGACCUACGCACGCCUCUACCCUAUUCUCCUGGUCAAGCAGGAUGGUUCCACCAUCCACAUCCGCUAUCCGGAACCGCGUCGGAUGCUCACAAUGCCUCUGGACCUGGACUCCUUGUCCCCAGAGGAGAGACGUGCACGAUUCCGAAAACGAGAGGGCCAGCUCAAAAAGAAGGAGGAGGAGCCAGAGCUUGGUGACGACUUUGAUGUGGAGCAGUACAAGCAGUUUUGGAGCAAAAAGUGAUGGUGCCUGGAAGCUGCUGUGUCCUAGGGAAUGCUGUGAAGCAGGGAGGGGUACGUGUCUAAAUCAUGAGUUGACGAAGCUGUAUCUUGUGAAAAGAUCAAUACAAAGGACAUUCAAAUAACA